Messenger RNA from Rhopalosiphum maidis (corn leaf aphid), 1232 nucleotides. RefSeq lists its product as uncharacterized. Gene Ontology annotation, molecular function: ribonuclease P activity; ribonuclease P RNA binding. The record is from RefSeq and is a predicted model, not a curated record. Gene Ontology annotation, cellular component: nucleolar ribonuclease P complex; ribonuclease MRP complex; fibrillar center. The transcript is spliced from 4 exons. The coding region runs from base 135 to 1139 and encodes 334 amino acids. Lineage: Eukaryota; Metazoa; Arthropoda; Insecta; Hemiptera; Aphididae. Gene Ontology annotation, biological process: tRNA 5'-leader removal.
UAAUAUUAUAUGUUUUUAUAUUUUUCUUUUUUAAGUUUCUGUUUUAUUAUAGAUACGUUUAAACUUAAAACGGACGUGUACUUUAAUAAUUUUCAUUAAAUUUAGAACUUAAUUGAUACACAAUAUAUGACAAUAUGACAACAUUAAGAGAAUUAAAUAUGAAACAUAAGGGAAUUAUGAAAAAAAAUCUAAGGCCUAGAUGUGUUGUUACAGAUCCUUACGAAAAAUUUUGGCCAAUUUUAGAUUUAGAAAAUUCUCAAUUGCUAGUUAACGAGAUGGAAAAAAGUAUAUUCGAAGAAAAUGGUAAGUUAAAAGUAAAUUGGUUUACUUUAAAUAAAUUACCUUUGGAUGUACGAAAAUGUCAAAUUAAAAAUCUUUCCAUUACACAUAAACAGCAAAUCAGUCCUGAAUUAAAAGCUCAAAGAUCAGUUUUGAAAAUGGGUAUCAAUGAAGUUAGUAGAUGUGUUGAAAAAAAUCAAAUAACUUGUUGUUUAAUAGCAGAAGAUGUGGCAAACUGUAUGAUUGCCAAGCAUUUGCUUUUUAUGACUUCUGCAAAGAGAAUACCAGUUCUAAUUCUUCCAGAUAUGCGUUCUAUUACAAAACGUGUUAUAGGUUUUUCUUCUGCAGUGUUAGGAUUAAAGGAUGAUAUAUUAAAUAGACCAGAAAGUCCCCUGUAUAAUCUCUACCAAACUAUUAUUCAAUUGUCAAAAAAAUUUAAAAAUCCAAACAUUAAACAAAUUAGUAUAAGGGAAUUGAAAUCUAAAGAUAAUCCUGCAAGAUUAAAUGUUAAUAUUGAAAAUUAUUUACUUAAGAAGCCUCGAGAAGGUAAAGCUUUUGUACCGGGAGAAGCAACAAAUAUUCAGGCAUUAAAUGACUUAUCAUUUAUACCAAUUGAAAAAAUGGUAGUUGAAAAAGUACAACCUUUUGAACACGAAGAACUAUUUGAAAUACCAACAUCUACUGAUUUAUUUAGUAUAGACACUAAACCGUUUAAACCUACAGACAUUGAAGAUACAGGGGAAACUGUGGAACGCAAAACAAAAACGUAUAAAAAACCUGUAUUGAGAUAUUAUGGAUUAAAAAUGAAAAAAAUGAAACCCAAUCCCAAUAGAAAGCCCAAAGCUGAUGAAAAUAAUUAAUACAUAUACAAAAAAAGGAAUACAAUUUCACAUAACUAUUGUCAAUUUAAAUUGUUUUAUAUAAAAAAAAUAUACAUACAUAAAUUGCACAAA